This is a messenger RNA of Cryptomeria japonica (Japanese cedar), 1688 nucleotides long. Its product is annotated as transcription factor MYB13. The coding region runs from base 237 to 1295 and encodes 352 amino acids. The transcript is spliced from 3 exons. The record is from RefSeq and is a predicted model, not a curated record. Lineage: Eukaryota; Viridiplantae; Streptophyta; Pinopsida; Cupressales; Cupressaceae.
GGAGAGGAAACCCAUUUGCGAAGCUUCUUUCUUUAUUUAAUUUUAAUGGCUCUGUGCACACUGUUUUCAUGUCAAUCAAGAAAGCGCAAGUGCGCAGUGUUUGUCGUCUCCUUUUUCCUUUAUUUGCCCGGCACAAAAAGCAUGCAAACGCCCCAUCAAGGACGUCUUUGCCUUCCUUUAUUUGUCUAUGUAAUGCGUUGUGUUAUUAUUAUUGUUUGUGUGAAAUCAGAUAAGAAAUGGGUAGAGCACCUUGCUGUGAGAAGAUUGGACUGAACAGAGGUCCCUGGACAAGGGAAGAGGAUCUCCGACUCAUACAAUAUAUCAAAGCCCAUGGAGAAGGCUGUUGGAGGACUCUUCCAAAAGCUGCAGGUCUUUUGAGGUGUGGCAAGAGUUGCAGGCUAAGAUGGAUCAAUUAUCUGCGCCCUGAUCUCAAGCGAGGCAAUAUCACAGAAGAGGAAGACCGCACAAUCAUCAAGCUGCAUGCCCUUCUGGGCAACAGGUGGUCAUUGAUUGCAGGGCAACUUCCUGGUCGAACUGAUAAUGAAAUAAAGAAUUACUGGAACACCCACUUGAAGAAAAAGCUUCGAAACAUUGGUGUAGAUCCUCAGACUCACCAACCCAAAACCAAUGGUAACACUAAUUCCCACAUUUGUGAGAGUUCAAAAUCUUCUGCAGAUAAAUCAGUAAGCCCAUUGAAUCUCCAGAAGAUCGAUAUAGCAGAAGUGGCAGCAGGUAAAAAGCCCAACAUUCAUGAUCAGAGAUCAAGUUUGUUCAAUUUCAAAGACUCUCUGAAAAAACUCUCAAAUGGGUGGAACGGAUUCAAUGCAGACAUUGUAGAUUCUUGCUGUGGCACUAGCUCUGGCACAAAAGACAUUAUAUCUAAAGUAGAGCAGGAUAAUCCUUUUGAAACAUCUGAUUCCAUUAAACAGUCUAAAAGUUACAAUUCCUCAAGUAUAGAUGAUAAUGCUUCUCCUGAAUCACUUACUGUGUGGUCUGAUUUGUGUAUUUCACCAGUAGAAAUCACCGAUUCAUCCACACCUGCCCAACCAGAGAUAGCUGAUAAUGAUAAUAAUACUAUGGAAACUUCACAAAAAACAGUGAGCAGAGUGCCAUCAUAUCUUCAACUCUGUAACAACAGUCCUUCUACUGCACUGUCAAAUAUGAUAGACAAUGAACUGUUCUGGAACUCAGAGAUGAUGAUCAUGCAACAACCUGUGAAAUUAGAACUGGUUGAGCAAGAAGAGCCUUCUUUGGCUCUCAGUGAAUCAGUUUCAUCAGCUCUCUGGGACCUCUAACUUAGUUUAAGAACCCCAAGUAUUGUUUCUCUUGUUUUCAAAUUAGAGUAACUGGGUGUGAUGAACUCUUAAGCUAUAGUUCAUAGUUUUGUCUUUGGGUAAACUAUUAUGUGGUGAUUCUGCCGAAUCCUUAGGUUGGUUUGAGCAUCUAUAAUCCAUGCAUAUGUGUUUUUGAUUGAAGUCAAUCUCGGGUCUUCGAUCGUCUAAGUAAAUUAGGGUUUUGCAAGAGUUCUAGUAUAAAAUUUGUAGGCCGUUCGAGUAUAGAUUUAGCCAGAAAGAAAAUCCAUGAAGAGGAUACACUUUUGAGAGAAUGCAAUGUUUAAUUCCAAUUUGGAAAAAUGUAAAGAGGAUGAUAGAAGACAUAAAUUAUAAUGUUAGUUUGCUUGUAUGACU